AUGAUCAGAUUAAAGCUGAUUCUUGCUUUCGCGAAGCUGCUUCCGGCUCAGUUUUCGAAUACGCGCUACAUCGAGUCUAAUGAAUUCGCCGCCGCCGAAGAGUUUUUCAGAGAAGAUAACUGGAACGAUUAUGCGGGACUAUGGAUCGAGCACAAUGAUUUCUUGACGGCCGAUGAAGAUUAUUCCGAAAAUCUGUCAACCAUGAAAGAUGAAUAUUUCAAGUCGCUAGGGUUCACGCCCGAUCCGCGAAUGCCGCCACAGCCAGCAAUCGAGCUGCACCCCGACGCCGGUCGCCGCGUGUCUCACACAGUUCGCAUCCCGCCGCUCCCACCUGGAAUGGCUUACCGCGUGACACACUGCAUCGCUCAGAGCCGCUAUGGUCCGAUUUACAAGAUGAUGUACAAUACCUGCGCGGACAAGAAAAUCGACGUCGCCCGCCACAGCCCGAUGGCACUUAUUCACGAGAAAAAAAACAUUUUUCCGUAUUUUUUUCAACGGGUUGAACAGUUUUCCGGAGUGCCAGGAGGAUUCGAUCAGAGCAAUAUCCGAUAUGUCUGCAAGGUUGGACUGUGCCCUCUGAUGAUCCAAGGCUCGUGCCCAUCCGUCAAUUCCUGCCCCGAAUCGCCGCCAGAAAUGCCGCCAAUCGGAAAUUUCGAGAGGAAGAGAUUUAGAAAACGUGGUUAUUUGGGACUCAAUCGACCUCACUCAGUCGCUGACCCCGAAUACAAACCCUUCGGCGGUUUCGUCAAAAAUGCAAAAACAUCGUUUGCCCACGAGUCUGAGCAGGAACUUACGAAAUCUGCCAAGUUCGACUUUUACCUCCACAAGGAGGAGCUGGUGUAUAAGAAUGUGGUCGUCAACGCGAGCACGAACGAGACUGACCUCGUGCGCGUUUAUCCAGAAACAUUCGAUGACAUUAUGCUUGGCAUCGCGCGCCAUUUGUACAAAACAGGAGUGCGAAUUCCACAGCUGAUCGAAAUGAAGAUUGUGGCAUCUGGAGACGUGUUGACAACUCAGCCGGAUUUUGAGGAGAUGAGCGGUUUCCACGAGCACUCGCGCGAACGCUGGCAGCGGAAGUCGGAGACUCCAAAGGAUUAUCGGAGAAGGAUCAACAGGGUCAUCAAGCUUGCUAAAAGAAGAGAACUGGGAAGCUUGAAACCACACAAAGCUUAUCGAAAAUUCGCUGGACUACUCGGAGCUCCAACAAAGCCCACGCCGACGGAGAAGCCCAUUCAAUUACAAUUACAAACAGAACGAGAAAUUGUCUACGAAGACGAGCGGGAGUAUGAUGAAGAAGAGGAAGAAGAGGAAGAGAUCUCCCCAAGAAUGAUCAAAGCAGAUACUGGUGUUUCAAAAUUCGGCAUUUGUGUGAAGAAAUCAGCUCACAAUAAAAAUUUCCUCAUGGAAAGUUUAAAUUGUAAAUUUUUCGUAGAGAUUAAUCCAAUAUCAAGGCAGAUCAAGAUGAGACCGAAAAAUGUUGAGAAAGCCCCCGAUUUCCCUUCUCUCGUGAAUAUUAUUCCCCAAAUCCACGACCGAAUCUCAAAGCACGAUUCAAAUCAAAAAUGA
Molecule: messenger RNA, 1566 nt
Organism: Oikopleura dioica
Lineage: Eukaryota; Metazoa; Chordata; Appendicularia; Copelata; Oikopleuridae
Source: the annotation of a GenBank genome assembly